Gadus chalcogrammus (walleye pollock) is the source of this 1454-nucleotide messenger RNA. Its product is annotated as cell division cycle-associated protein 7-like. The coding region runs from base 139 to 1359 and encodes 406 amino acids. The record is from RefSeq and is a predicted model, not a curated record. Gene Ontology annotation, cellular component: nucleus. The transcript is spliced from 9 exons. Gene Ontology annotation, biological process: regulation of DNA-templated transcription. Lineage: Eukaryota; Metazoa; Chordata; Actinopteri; Gadiformes; Gadidae.
GCCUGUGCGUAGUCAGUAAACAAAACAUGCACACCCAAUUCUGAUUUUUGCUAACGUAACCACUACCUGCAGAAAGGCGGUACUUUUAAAUCAGGACUUCGGCAAUCCUGCGGAUAUAACACGGAAUUGAAAAUUACGAUGGAAAAAACGGAAGAUCUUUCGACAAUACCCUCCCUCACAAAAGAGCUCGCAGAUAUAUUUGCAGAGGAGUCUGAAAAUGAUCAAACAUUUCAUGGGUUUUCUGAAAAUGAACCAGGCUACCGGUACAAACAGAAUGCAGGCUUUGAUGAUGGGUUGGAGGCCAUUCCUCAUCAAUCCCUCAACAAGAACAACCUUACCUCUGAACGGUUUGGUGGUGCUCAGCCAUUCACUCUGAGGGUGUCCCUCCGCCUGCAUUCCCACACAUCUCACUCGAAUCAAGAGGAUGGCAAGGUGAGCAAGGACGAAGAGACAGAAGAACUAGUUGUUAAGAAGAAAAUGGCUAAUCCAAGGAAGAAGAGGCGUGUGAAGAAUGAAGAGGAAGAGCAGGCCAUGGCCCCUUUAUCUGUUAAAUGUGGUUCAGAUUCAGAGGGUGACGAAAAGGAAACCUUCCUAUCCAAGAGGGCCCGGACCAUCGAGGACAACAAAGCGAUGUUGGCUCAGCUGAUGGCAGAUCUGCAGAAGAUGCCCGGAGGCGCAGGGAUUCUGACAGCACACACACCAAACGCCAAAAAAGCCAAAGAGAAAGGAGCUAAGACACCUCGGUCCGGUAACGCCGUCAGGGAGUCACGGAGGAACCCAGAGAGAGCCACCCGGAGGCAGACCCGCUCCAUGGGGGUCUGUGAGGACCCCUCGGGCCCCCGGGACCCCAAGCUGGAGCCCAGCCUGGAGGACGAGCUGCUGGAAGUACGCCACGCCCCGCGCCGCCGCAUGCCGCGGCCCAGCCAGACCAGACCCCACGUGGUGCGGCCGGUGGAGGACAUCACUGAGGGGGAACUCCAGCUGGUGGCGGACCAAAUGACGGAGAAGGUCUACGACAGAGUCAAUGGCACUACCUGUCACCAGUGUCGGCAGAAGACCAUUGACACAAAGACAUGUUGCCGCAAUGAGGCGUGUCGCGGGAUUCACGGGCAGUUCUGUGGGCCAUGUCUGAAAAACCGAUAUGGAGAAGAAGUCAAAAAGGCUCUGCUUGAUCCGGAGUGGCAUUGUCCAAUGUGUCGGGGCAUCUGCAACUGCAGCUUCUGCCGGCAGAGGGAGGGCCGCUGUCCCACAGGCAUCCUCUUCCCCCUGGCGCAGGACCGAGGCUUCUCCGAUGUCCACUCCUACCUCAGCAGCCUCACUGACAAACUGAAGAAUGGGGAGGAAGAUGACGAUUUGUGAUUUGGUUUUAAUUACAAAAGGAUAACUAGCCCUUUAAUUAUAUUGUUCUCGUUUCAAUUGAAUGUGAUUGUUUAAUUUGUAAUAAACUUGUUUUA